Messenger RNA from Mercurialis annua (annual mercury), 1189 nucleotides. Its product is annotated as 14-3-3-like protein D. Bases 126 to 908 code for a protein of 260 amino acids. NCBI's taxonomy places the organism in Eukaryota, Viridiplantae, Streptophyta, Magnoliopsida, Malpighiales, Euphorbiaceae. Gene Ontology annotation, biological process: signal transduction. Gene Ontology annotation, cellular component: cytoplasm. The record is from RefSeq and is a predicted model, not a curated record. The transcript has 7 exons.
UUAUUGUCUCCCCUUGAUCUUCUGGCCUGCACUUUAUUUCGUUCUAGCAACAAAAUUACCCUUCUAGUUGCAGAAAGAAACUAGCCAGAGAAACCAAAAACAGUCAGAUUUUCUUCCGAUCCGCCAUGGAUUCAUCCAAAGAUCGUGAAACCUUCGUCUACGUGGCCAAGCUCGCAGAGCAAGCCGAGCGCUAUGACGAAAUGGUGGAGUCGAUGAAGAACGUAGCGAAACUGGAUGUGGAAUUGACAGUGGAGGAGAGGAACUUACUGUCCGUGGGAUUCAAGAAUGUGGUGGGUUCCCGAAGAGCUUCGUGGCGGAUCUUGUCGUCGAUUGAGCAGAAGGAAGAGUCGAAAGGGAACGAAACGAAUGUGAAAAGGAUUAAAGAGUAUAGACAAAAAGUCGAGUCGGAGUUGUCGGGUAUUUGUAGUGAUAUUAUGGCUGUUAUUGAUGACCAUCUUAUACCUUCUAGUACUGCUGGUGAAUCUAAUGUCUUUUAUUAUAAGAUGAAGGGUGAUUAUUAUAGGUAUUUAGCAGAGUUUAAGAGUGGUAAUGAGAAGAAAGAGGCAGCUGAUCAGUCACUUAAGGCAUAUGAGAGUGCUUCAACCGCUGCAGAGAGUGAUUUACCUUCCACUCAUCCCAUUCGAUUGGGUUUGGCUCUUAAUUUUUCAGUCUUCUAUUAUGAGAUUAUGAACUCGCCUGAAAGGGCCUGCCACCUGGCAAAGCAAGCUUUUGAUGAAGCUAUUUCAGAGCUGGACACUCUUAGUGAAGAAUCUUACAAGGAUAGCACUUUGAUCAUGCAACUAUUGAGGGAUAACCUAACUUUAUGGACUUCUGACAUUCCAGAGGAUGGAGAAGACCAGAAAAUGGAAACCUCCCGCAUAGCUGGCGGAGAAAAAGAUGCAGAGUGAAGAUGAUGGAAAUCUUGUAGCUGUAAAAUGUGUGGAAGGGAGAAGAUGAUUUCCCCUCACCUUUGUUUUCUUGUUGUUUGAGAGGAUUUUGACAGUUUCUUGUCUUCUGCUGUACCUUGUUGUCUGCUGCAUACAUUAGCAGGAAAAUAUGUAUUCAUGAUUCUUGGUUUCUCCAAAGAAGCCUUUACUCUAAAUACUUUUUUAGUUAUUUAUGAUCAACCAUCUAGAUCAAAAUUACAGUUGUACCUCUAAAUUUUGAAAAUCGACGUGACUUUUAAUUA